Molecule: messenger RNA, 799 nt
Organism: Eremomyces bilateralis CBS 781.70
Lineage: Eukaryota; Fungi; Ascomycota; Dothideomycetes; Eremomycetales; Eremomycetaceae
Exons: 4
Coding region: 107-751 (214 amino acids)
Cellular component (GO): Mis6-Sim4 complex
Source: RefSeq, a predicted model, not a curated record
UGCACCUGCGACUGGAAAGGACAAGAAUUAUUGUGAAUCCACACCUCCAAUGCUUGAGGAGAUGUAACAUCUAUGAGACAUCCCACAUGAUUGCCAAGUCUUCACGAUGGGUGACUCCACAGUUGUCUCUGUCAAGAGCUCAUUUCUUCGAUCGCAAACGCGUCUCCUUACCCAACCCGUGCAGCCGUCAUCAAGAUGGGCGGAGCGGAACUCUAAACAAGAGAAUAACUUGCCGGAUGAGACUGUGCGAGAUGUGUUGCGUGAAGUGAACCGAAUUCUACGACGGCAUAACAAAUCAGUCUACUCCUCGCUGAGCAUUCAGCAUGUUGCUGAGCAGAUUGACAAGCUGUACUGGAAUGCUGGAGGAGUGGAUCUUUACUCGUCAAACCCGGGCUCGGAAGACACGAGUGCUUUGCUUCGCGUUCAUGACGACUUCACCGAGCAAAGGCACAUUGACAAGCUACCAGAGGAAUGGGAAGAUGAAGAUGAUCCCACAGCAACAGAGGAGGCUCAAGAGGAAUACCGUGCUCUAACCAAGAAGCUCCAAAGUCUGUCUGAGCGUCGCAAAGCUCUGAGAAACAAGUUGGAAUCAUAUCAACAAUUGGAGUCCCUGUUGGCCCCGUUCCAGCAGCCACUAGAGAGUGUCCAACCCAAUCUUGUAACCCGUGAUUCCGAACUGGCUGCUGAACUCGAGAAGACUCAUGCACUGGGCAUACGGGUAGCUGCCCGAGUUGCCACAAUGAAGGAAUGAAAUGUAGUAUACAAUAGUGGAUAGUUCUCUACGAAAUCAUGAUCUUGA